AUGAGCAGCAAGACGGGCCCGAAGCGUAGGCAUGAGGUUGAAAUGGGCAUGGGAAGGAAAGGUGAAGCCAAACCGCAACGCACUACCGGAAGCGGUAGUAGUGGUGGGGGAAGGGGAGGAGCGGGAGGAGGGGGAGGAGCUGGGAACUUGUCCCGGCGGGCGAAGAAAAGGGCUAAUGAGCAGCAAAAGCUGAGAGCGAACGCUACCCGAACGGCCUCGGGCGACGGUGGUGAGGAUGAGGGCACUACGCCAAUUUUGACCAGCAGCAAGCGAUACCAGAGCAGUCGGCAGCAGUCGGCGACUCAGAAGCGGGAGCGGAGUCGAAAACUAUUCGGCGAAGCGGUAGGCGGUGAAGGGAUAGCACGUGCCGGUGCCGAUGGGCUGUCAGCGGGCGAAUUAGCGCUGGCUAACCUGCCGGAAGAUAUGCGCAUUUCUCGACUGCUGCGGCGCCUGGCGAGUGAACAGAGCGUCCGCGGUUGCUUCGAUCUGUGCGACCGGCUGCAGCUGGUCAUCCUUGAUCCGCCGAACAGCUCGUACGUGCGCAAAUCGUUCGACCUGCUAUCGAACACUCUAGUGCCGAUUCUCGAGACAGGACCACGCGAGUGUCAUGACCGGAUAGCGCAGCUGUUCGGCAUGAUGCUGUACGUGGUGGUGUCGGGUUCGCACGACCUGACUCCGUUUCGUAACUGGACCUGCAAGUGGCUGUGGCAAACGAACCGCCUGCGCAAUUCAAUGCUUGUUGCUCUACGGCAAACGCUGGUGCUCGACCGGCACGGUAAUCUACAGCUGGAACCAUUCGUUGGUGAGCUGCUCGGCGAGCUACAGAAGCUGCUCGAGGAAACGGACGGGCCGGACAUAUUCGUGCUCGUGACGGAUAUAAUGGUUGGACUGUCGGCGGCCUACCCAGAGAGCUUCGAGCCAUACUUCAAGGACGUGGUGGACAUCGUCGUCGGCUGGCAGCUCGAGACGGCACAGAGCAACCGGCUGAAGCUACACUGCGCCCGCGUGCUGCAAGCCUUCCAGCCGUACUGGCUCGAACAGCGCGAAGUCACGCUCAGUCUGCUGGACCAGUUCGUCGAGGACAUCCAGGGCUGUUGGGAUGAGCUGGACGAAGACGAUCGCGAGCAGUGGCGCACCGCCCAGCGCCUGUCAGCGACCCUUUUGACCGCCUUCAAUAGCGUAUUCAAGUGUCUGCACGUCGACUCGGGCGUACCGGCUAGUGGCCGGCGCCCGACGCUUGGCGGUGGCUUCGAUCUCGGUCCGGAAGAUCGUGCGCUGUUCGAGAGUGCCUACGCGCGAAUCAUGGUUAUUUUGUCCACGCUCCUCGAAGCACCAACAUCCGAGCUGCCGCUGGCCGCCAUUAGCGAGUUUCUGAUGCUACGUCUAUCGUUAACCGGGCCCACUGAUGCGCACGAGGAGAUACUGGCCGUUAUCGAGCACCUGUUGGAUCGUGCUGCCAGCUACAGUGAUGCGCAGCUCGGCAGUUUGCUUCAUCUCUUGCUGCGAUACGUCGAAACCGAUGGUUCCGAGCAGCAGCAGUUUACGAUGGCUCUGCUACCGCUGAUCAUGCGCGUCAACGCGGGCGGAUUUUAUGCGGUGCGCUUCCGAUGCAGCAAGCCCAUCCAGCAGGCCCUUUUGGUGCUGUACCAUCGGAUGCUGACAUUCAAAAACGUCGCGCUGCUGCAGCACGCCUACGGGCUCGUGCUAGACGACCUCGACGACGCGCUGGCCCAGUUGCGCCGCCAAGUCGUGGGAUCCACGCAGCACCAGCAAGCGCAGUACCGUAUCAGCUUCAAUCUGCUCGUCCUAUCGCCGCUCGCAAUGGCACGCAACUCCAUCUUCAUUACCUGGACGCUGCAGGAGCGGCCGGUCCUACACGUGCUGCUCGAGCGGCUCGCUCUGCUCGACGCCAAGCUGUGGGCGAGCUACGGCCAACUGCACCACGCGGUCCUGCUCGUCGCGUACCAUCACUGCACGGCGAACAACAACUUCGUCUCGUCCAGCAACCUGCUGCAAGCGAAAUCCUACGGCGGUACCGUCGAUCGCUUCCUGCGGCUCCAACAGGACCAGCAACAGACCGGUGGCAGCGAUGCGGUGCCAAGCGCAAGCCCCACGGCGGAUCAUUUCGGCCUGGUGCUACGCUUCCUCGGUACGCUCCUGGGCGAAUGGACGCUGCUGGCUGCCGCAGAGGGAGUGGGCGGGUCGGGGCAGAUCAGCGAUGCGGGUCGCGACAAGCUGCUGGAGCUGCUGCUCGACUGGUGCCUGGCGAUCGUGACGCAGACCGAGCGCUACCACGACGUGCUGCAGGAGUGUGCCGAUUUCAACCGCUUGCUGACGCUCGUUUGCACGGUGAGCGUGGACCGCGGGAGUGCGAGCGAGCGCAUCGGCCUACGGUGCGCCAGUUGCCUCGAUGCCGUCUGUCAGUACGCGUCGCUACACCCGGCCGUUUACCAGGCGAUCGCGGAGGCGUGCUGCGUGCACCUCUGCUCGGUGUAUGGCUCGCUGCGGACGCGCUACACCGUGAUCUUCUCGCGCCUUCCGCUGCGGCACUCGCUGCGCCAGGUCAAUGCGUUCACCGGUGCGAACCGGCGCCGGCGGGAGGAGAUCCGUGAGCUGAAGAACGUGCUCUACCAGAGCACCUCGACCGAGCUGCGCCACCAGCAGUCGGCGGUGCUGCGGAUGGCGGACCUGCGCGCCCUGCUCAAUCGGGUCGCGUUUUCGCGCGACGGCUCAGCCUACGUGGGCGAGUACCUGCACGAGCUGCUGACGCGCUCAUACAACCAGCCGUCGGCGUACGGCGAGAUGGCGCUGCGAGACCUGCGCUGCCUCAUCCCGUGGGCGCAGUGGGAGGCGGCCCAGCUGUGCGUCAAUCACAAGCUGCGCACGCCGUUCGGCAAACCGCAGGCCACCUUCCUGCGCAUCGAGUCGAUCGUGAAGCAGUGCGCGCGUAUCCUCGCGCUCAGCGACCGGUUUCCGGUGCGCGACAUCCGCACCUCGAUCGCGAACCAACGGCACGCACGCAUCCUGCUGGGCUUUCUCGAGGCGCUCGAGAAGUCGAUCUACAAUGCGGCCGAGGGUACGGCGUACGCACUGCCCGCCCCGGAGAAGCCGGCGCGCACCUUCUUCCGCGUGAACGCGCCCACCUGCGCCGAGUGGUUCACGCGCAUCCGCACCGCCGUCGACCUGGUGGCGCUGCACUGCAUGGAGCCGGAGAUGGUGAUACGGUACUCGGAGGCGGUGCUGCGCGAGCUCGUCACCGCCGGCAAGACAUCCGAUCUGAUCUUCGAGCACAUGCUGAUGUCGCUGGUGUGGGCCCUGCUGCGCAACUGGGAGUCGGACGCGCUGUACGGGGUGUACGUGUGGAGCAAGCAGCUGACCGGGCGCAAGUAUACCUGGAUCCGCAUGGCGGCGGAGGAGGCGGCCGGGCAUCGGGAAACGGCGGCCGAAGGGUUCCGGGCCAUUCUCGCCGAUCCGGCCGGGGCUGGGAUGGAUCGGCACAUUCGGGACUUCAUCGUCGACCAGACCAUCCUCUCGGUGCUGUUCACCGGCGACUAUCGCCAGCUGUAUGAGUUCCUGCGGGCGGAGGAGACGGGCGGGACGCCGAGGGCCACCAUUCCGCUGAUCACGAUCACCGCCGAGCAGGUGCACUCGAUCAUACGCUACGAGGAGACGCACGACGUGAGCGUCAUCGACAUCAGCCAGUGGGAGCUGGUCGACGUUGGCGUCGACAUCCCGAACGACUUCUCGUGCCACAAGAUGAUCUGCGCCGUCGAGAACAGCCUGUCCGGGAUCAUCCUGCAGGAGCAGAUCGAGCAGCGCGAGCGUAUGAUCGAGGCGAGCACCGAGCUGAUCCAGUGCUACCUGCAGGAGUGCCUGCUAACCAAGUGCCACGAGUACCUGUUCCAGCUGACCAUCACCAACCACAUCCUGUACAAGAUCGCGCAGCGGACGCGCCAGGCGCAGGCGAACGCGACCGGCACCGAUUCGGGCCCGCUCCGCUACGACGACGGCAUCGGCACGCUGAGCGUGGAGAAGUUCUACGGCACGCUCACCCUGAUGCGCCUGCUGGCGUGGUCCGAGUUUCUGCUCGCGAACAGCAACGGUGGCACCGGGUACGAGGGCGAACAGCAGAACAUCGACCUACGGCUGGACAUGGUGUCGAUCGGACGGAAGGAGAAAAACUACGCCCUCUGCAGGCGCGAGCUCGAGAAGUACUACCACAAGUCGAACCUGGCGCAGCGGCUGCGUACGCUGACGACGAGCAAGCCCACGCUGGAGCAGGUGGCCGCAGCACUGACCGACAUCGCCACGGCGUCCGCGCCCACGGAACGUCUCCUGUGGGCCGACGAGAAUCUGUCGCGCGCGAUCUACGAACACUGCAAGUGGCUCUACUGUCAGCCGGGCAAGCGGCUGGAGGCGAUCGACUUUGCCGCCUGUGCCACCGCUGCCAUCAACGACGCCCUGACGGCCCUCAGCUUGCCCGACGGUGGAACGGUGGCCGGCGCUCGGCUCGAUCGGCUGGACGAGCGAACCGCGCGAUUUAUGCUCACGCUCGGCGAUUGGCUGUCGAGUACGAGCGGGCCAGAGGCGGGCGAGCUGUCGCAGGCGACGCUGCAGCUGGCCAGUGUGCAACGGCUGGGCGACCGGCUCCCAGUGAUCGAUAGCAAGCCGCUCGCGCCGGAUCAUGCCUCCCAGCUUGGGGCGUGCGACGUGCUGGUUGGGUCGCUCCUGCAGGGCGCCUCGAACCGCUGUCCGUCCCUUGCCAAGGCCUGGUUCCAGCUGGGCUCGUGGCUGUACCGCUGGGGCAAGCGGGUGGUUGAGCUCUCGAGUGGUGCCUCCAGCGCGCGCAUCUCGGUGGAGCAGGUGGCCGUCAUCCUGACCGAUCCGCUCGUCACGCAGGCCGACUGCGAGCGCAUCGUAGCGAUCCUGAACGAGCACGAACCGGGACGCACUGGUGACGAGCGGGUCGACGACCUCACCGAGGAUGGCGAGCUCGAUCUGGACAGUUCGGCCACGAUCGGUUCGAUCGGGCUGUACGAGGCACUGCAGAGUGCGCUACCCUCGCUGGCACGCCACGUCCCGCCGGACCGACUGCACGCCAUCAUCGACGUGUGGCGCAGCAACCAUCGGGCCGUGUACGGCUACUACGAGGCGGCCGCGGCAGCCUACUUUCGCUUCCUGCAGCUCUCCACCCUGUCGCCCCGCGCGUCCGGACCGGCCGACGAUGGCACCGACAGCGAGCGGGCACGCUCCGUCACCGUUACGCUGCGUCUGCUGCGACUCAUCGUCAAGCACGCGCUCGGUCUGAAGGAGGUGCUGGAGGAGGGGCUGGCCACGACGCCGUCCGAGCCAUGGCGCGUCAUUACGCCGCAGCUGUUCUCGCGACUCGCGCACCACGAGCCGUACGUGCGCCGGCGCGUCUCGGAGCUGCUGUGCCGGGUGGCCAAGGACGCACCGCACCUGAUCAUCUUCCCCGCCGUGGUCGGUUCGGUGCACGAGGAGCAACCGGAGCUGACGAACGUCGUGAACGUGCUGCUGGAGGGCGGCGAGGCCGCCGCUGACAACCCCGACGGGACGGCCCCGAGCCCGGCCGCUCCGGCGCCCGCAUCCGGGCUCGCCUUCUGCUUCAACGCGCUGCUCGACAUCCUGUCGCGCGAAGUGCCCGACACCGUCAAGCAGGUGCAAACGCUGGUGCACGAGCUGCGCCGCAUCUCGCUGCUGUGGGAGGAGCUGUGGCUGGUGUCGCUGCAGCAGAUCUACGCCGACUACGGCAAGCGGGUGGCCGCGUUCGAGAGUGCGUACGCGCGCCAGCAGGCCGCCGGCCAGCUAUCCGAACCGCGCCGAGCCCUGCUCGCCGAGAAGCACCGGCUGCUGCUGCGGCCGCUCAUCUUCGUGCUCGAGCAGCUGUACGCCAUCACGUCCCGGGCGCCCGAGACGAACCACGAGCGCCACUUCCAGGAGCGCUACCACCGCUACAUCCGCAGCAUGCUGGAGAAGCUGCGCGCUCCGGCCGACUUCAGCCGGCCCAUCGAGGGCUGGGAGCGGUUCCGUGCGCUCUACACGCAGCUGCAAACGCGCAGCCAGAAGCGCUUCGCCUUCUUCCUGCGGCUCGCCGACGUCAGCCCGAACCUGCAGCAGCUGUCGCAUACGGCGAUCGCGAUGCCCGGCAUCGACACGACCACCGUCACCACCGGGGGCAUCAGCGCCGGCGGCGGCCCUCCCGGCUGCACUGGCUCCGAUGCCAGCGCAGGCCACGGCCAUCGCCAGUCCAUCCUCAUCCGCUCGGUCGACGGUACCAUCCAGAUCCUGCCCACCAAGACGCGCCCCAAGAAGCUGCUCUUUCACGGCAACGACGGCCGCCGGUACGGCUACCUGUCGAAGGGGCUCGAGGACCUGCACCUGGACGAGCGCAUCAUGCAGUUCCUCUCGAUCGCCAACCUCAUGAUGACGAGCUCGAUCGACUGCAACGGCAACGUCACGCACUACCGGGCCGAACACUACUCCGUCAUACCGCUCGGGCCGCGCUCCGGCCUCAUCACCUGGGUCGACAACACGGUGCCCAUCUUUUCGCUCUACAAAAAGUGGCAACAGCGCGAGGCACUCCAGCACAAGGAAAACAAAGAGAGCGGCGGCGGUGGCGGAAAGGCUGGCGGCGGUGUACUGCGCCCUUCGGAGCUGUUUUAUCAAAAACUAAACCCUCUACUGCACAGCCACGGUAUGAAGAGCAGCGAUAGCCGGAGAGAGUGGCCACUUGCGGCACUGAAGCAGGUACUAGCCGAACUACAGCAGGCGACUCCUCGCGAUCUGCUGGCGAAGGAACUGUGGUGCCACAGUGCGACCGCGUCCAGCUGGCGACAGGUGGUGCGCACCUACUCCCUGUCGCUGGCAGUGAUGAGUGUGAUCGGGUACAUCAUCGGGCUCGGCGAUCGCCACCUGGACAACGUGCUGGUCAAGCUCGCCACCGGCGAGAUCGUGCACAUCGACUACAACGUGUGCUUCGAGAAGGGCAAGACACUGCGCGUCCCGGAGAAGGUACCGUUCCGGAUGACGCCGAACCUGGAGGAAGCGCUCGGCAUGACCGGCAUCGAGGGCACAUUCCGGUUGGCCUGCGAGCAUGUACUUAAAUCGUUGAAGAAGGGCCGCGAGACGCUCUUGACACUGCUGGAGGCAUUCGUCUACGAUCCGCUGGUCGAUUGGGCGAUCAGCGAAGAGGCAGCCGGCGGUGUGCCGAUGACUGCGACCGAAAUCACCGUAUCGACGAUGUCGGCCGCAACGGGUCCGGUGGCGGUGACCGGCACAACGGGCGGGGUGUCAGCGAUGGCAGUUUCUUCGCUGGCGACCACACCGGCCACGUCGAGCGCCGCGUCCAAGUACAUCAGCCAGGCAAAGCAGCAGCUGGAUCGGGAGGUGACGCGCGAUACGCUGGCGGUGCGAUUUGCCGAAUGUCGCGUUGGCUGGCAGCAGAACCGAGACGAGCUGCUGCAGCAGCUGCUCAGCCUGCAGAAGGUGCUGGCGGACCAGCAGGCGGUGCGGGGUGAGUUGCGGGAGGCCGAACAGCUGCGCAGCUCGCUGUCGCAGCAGCUGCAGCUGAUCGGCGAGGCCGAGUACCUGGAUACGGCAUUCGGUAGCCAUCCUUUGGCCACGCUGGCGCACCGGUUAAGUGUACGUGCCCGCGUGCAGGAAGAGUAUGGGGCGACGCGGAACUUGUUGGCCGGACAGGCCGAGCGGCUGCGGCGCUACGUCGAACAGUAUGGCGAGUUCCGAGGUACGUUCGAAACGGACCGGUUGGCGCAACUCCAACGUGAGGCUAGUCGAGCUCACUGGCAGCUACCGGAGCACUCGCCGAGUUUGAUAGCGUUCCUGGCGGCCCAACCAAGCGAUGAUGGGGAACCGGGCGAGAAUGUGGAUUACGUACGGUACUGCUGUGUCCGGACUGAGCUCAGUGAGUUGCAACGGCGCGCGGAGCCGGUAGCAGUUCGUAUCGUGCAGUUGCUGGAACAGUACGGUGAACUGGCGGAAUUGAUUGAUGCUCUCCACUGCAUCCCACCGCACACCCAGUGCACACUGGCCCGCUACACGGACUGGUACGCCCGGUUGGCUCAGCCGGACCAGAAUCCAUCGGCAGCCCUUGCAACACUGCAGCAAGUCCAGCGGGAACAGCAACAGUUCCUCAAGGCCACCGAUGAAGCGAUGGAUCAACUCCACCAGACGUUGGAUGAAGAACGAACGCGUCGUGUCGAAAAUCGUUUGAAUGUGUACGAACGACAAUCCGUUAGCUGCAUACCCUACGAGGAGGACCAGGACACCGAAACCGAAAUGGAGAACCUUUGCGAGCUGGCCUCCCAAACGGUGUGUUUCAAAAACUACUACCACGGCAUGAACGAGACUGCAGCAAGUUGCACCGCAAUCCUGCUAUACUUCGCCACCGCACAGCGCAUCAUUUCGAUGAACAGCAACCUGUUAUUCGCCGAGAGCUGUCUGCUGGACGAAACGAGCGAAGUAAGUACGCAUUUUGUGGAAAAACUGUGGACCUUGGUACGGCACAUCCGGCAACAGUGCGAGCGACUCGUCUACCACGACCUCUCGGAUCCAUCGGUGUUAACCCUCGGCUACCUGGACGAACUGCACCAAGUCGGUCUGGCCUACGACGCGUUGCAGCGCCUGCACGAGCGCAUCGAGCAAGAUGCGUUCCUUGCCUAUCCCAACAUCCCGAUACAGGACAGCACCGUCGCACAGCGCCAGUUACUCGAGCGUGCCAUUGAUCGGGCACUCCAGCGUGAACCGGUACACACACUGCUUGGCAGAUGGAUCGAACCAUCCGUGAGCGAACUGAACCGACUGCUAGAGGGGGCAUCCAGCUUCGUUCCGCCAGAUCCAGCUCUACCAAUCGACGCUGACGUGCCCGCCGUAGAUCAAGCUCGCGAAGCGAUAAAACUACAGCGAUUGUCUCAUGCUUCAAUGCGAACCCCGGCAACCACGGAGGAGCUCGAAGCACAGACUGUCCAGCUUAAAGCGUUGGUUGCCGAAGCAGCAAACGAUGGCGGUGAUAGGCUACGAUUGGCACUGCUUCCCUUACGCAGAACUAUAGUGAAAGUGGUACGUGCUCGGCUAGCGGGACGUCUUCCGCUGGCUGCUGCCCGAUUGAUUUAUGAAAGCUUGCCGACAGCGGUCGAAUCCUCGAUCGGUGAACAUCCACACGGUCUGGAGAAGCUCUGUCGUGUGCGUUGUGUUGGGCUCCUUGGCAGUGCUGUCCAGUUCGAGGAUCAAUUGGACCAAUUGAAGAUGGUGGCGGACCGCUAUAAUGGGCUCAUUUUUACAGAAGCAGGUGCUCGCAGUAGGGAUGCAACAAACAGAAGUGCUCGUCAAGCCCUUGACCGGGCGCAGAUGAGCUACGACGCGUGUAUUUGGAUGCUGCACACGGCAAUGGAAAAUAGUCCUGGCGACAGAGAACAUCCAUCGUGUGUCCUACGGCGAGCCGUGGUUCUUAAGCAGCUACGAGAUGCAACGAGAUCGCUUGAGGCAGUGAGGCCAUUGUUGCAGGUGGCAAUGGAGCAGCUCGUCGGUUGCUCGGAGGUGCUCCGUAAUCGGCUGGCAUGGGCCACUGCCGCCCAUCCACCGCUCUGUCCAGCCGAAUUAUUGGCGGCGUUCGAGCAAAGAACAGUGCGGAGUGUCGAGCGUGUCGUUGCCUGCCUGCGAACCUGCGAGCUGAUCGCAUCCCAUGCCAGCGCCGUGCUGAUGAUUGAGGAGACUCGCAUCGACCGUGAGGACAGCGUACUAGCGAAGGAGUUCUCCAGCCUGCUUGAGCGCUGGCAGAAACUGCUCAACAAUAACGGACUGCGGCCGACGUUCGUGUCGCCCACGGAGGAGGCCCUGGUCGAGCUACUCGAUCCCGAGGGCUCGAUCGACCACACAUGGAUCAGGAAUGUGCGCGCCUUGAUUGACGAUAUGACCGACCAGGCGCUGACGCGAAUCGCCCAGCUAGAGCAGGAAAGCCGGUCGCUGCGGGAAGCGGUUCUGACAGCCGGGCGUAAGCUGCACUCACUGACACUGACCCACAACACGAUCGCCGGUGAUAUCCGUUCGCUGCUACGCACCCAGUUACGCAUCGGUGGCUCUCCAGCACUGCGGGACUAUCUCCAGCGAUAUCGACGCUUUCUGGACCUGCUGCAAGAUGUCCGCGAGGGGCUUCAAGACCAGCAGCAGCAGCAGCAGCAACAGCAGCAGCAGACCGCUACAAAUACGACGGCACAGGCGACCACCCCAAUGUCAGUCACCGACGGGAUACUAACGAAAGUUGAUGAGCUAAUCGCACUCCUACCGGACGUGUUCGAGCAGUUGUUUGCAUUCGAGCGGCCGGAGGACCACCAGCAGCUCGCCGUGGGAUCGUUGGAAGAAGACGCCGGCCUACACACCGAUCCCGCCCGGCAGCGUGCUACCGACUCACCGACAACCAGCGGAGGAGCGCCCGAUUCACAGCAACUCGACAGAAACCAAAAGCAGAAGGAACAGAAACGAAACGCUUACGCCGUCUCCGUCUGGCGGCGAAUCCGAAUGAAGCUCGAGGGUCGCGAUCCGGACCCGGCCCGGCGCUACACUAUACCAGAGCAGGUCAGCUGGAUGAUCCAGGAGGCCAUGGAUCCAAACAAUCUGGCCGUCCUCUAUGAAGGCUGGACGCCUUGGGUUUAGAAUGGCCAUGCUACCGCGUUUUACUCUCCAAACGGGCAAAUCCAGCGGUGAACUUGGAACAGUACAGUAACCUUGCAUCGUUUGGCGAUUUACGUGUGCUGCUGGAUUUGCCUGUUAAUAAGCAAAAAUAAGGUGUUAAAGUCUUUCAUCCGCAAUGCAACAAUCUACCAGUCAGCCUCAGUAAGGUCUUCGAUCAAAGUACUUGCUAAGGCUUGAGGCUGAGUUCUUUGAACUUAUAAAAUGUCAGUUGGCUUGUUAGUAGUUUUGCACCCACCAUUUGAGGUGGACCAUCAUCGAGCCGACAUCCUUAACGCGGACGAUCAUUUAAGCCAAAACAAACCGAUGGGCCCUCGAUUCGCGUACAUUACUUUGUACGACGAUACUGAACUGUCGAAGCGAAUGGACAAAGAGUAUAUGGUAAUUGACACAGUAACAUGCAAUUUAGGAAAAAAAAAGCCCAACCAUGGGGUUUAUCGUCAGAAUAAGUUUUAGUUCAAAUAAGGUAAAGGGUCGGGUAGUGGAAAUUCCUUCCUGUUUGUUUGAAAUUUUUGUUUCCCUUUUUAUGAUUAUGAAAGAUACUACAAUCUUUACAUACAAAGCUUUACAUACAUAAUGGCACAUCUCGAGAUGAGAUCAGAAACAGCAAAAACAAUAGUAUAAGUUUCCGCAUUGGCAUGCAAAACCACAUGCAUUGUAAUUUUGAAUAGGUUUUAUGUAAUAUUUCAUUAUGUUUUCGUUUUUCAAGUUAACUUUAAGUCUUUUUUUGAACUAUUUUCAGUGUAAAUAAUGCAACAUUGAAAUUCAAAACGAGCAGUGAAAUGUGGAGUUUAUGUGUAAAUUAAGUUGUGCAAAGAUUUUUCUGAGAAAUAAA
Anopheles coustani is the source of this 11557-nucleotide messenger RNA. Its product is annotated as serine/threonine-protein kinase Smg1-like. Bases 1 to 10686 code for a protein of 3561 amino acids. Gene Ontology annotation, biological process: negative regulation of macroautophagy; TOR signaling; nuclear-transcribed mRNA catabolic process, nonsense-mediated decay. Gene Ontology annotation, molecular function: protein binding; protein serine/threonine kinase activity. The transcript is spliced from 6 exons. Gene Ontology annotation, cellular component: nucleus; TORC1 complex; TORC2 complex. The record is from RefSeq and is a predicted model, not a curated record. Lineage: Eukaryota; Metazoa; Arthropoda; Insecta; Diptera; Culicidae.